Vespa velutina is the source of this 4418-nucleotide messenger RNA. RefSeq names its product regulator of microtubule dynamics protein 1-like. Gene Ontology annotation, molecular function: microtubule binding. The transcript is spliced from 4 exons. The record is from RefSeq and is a predicted model, not a curated record. Lineage: Eukaryota; Metazoa; Arthropoda; Insecta; Hymenoptera; Vespidae. Gene Ontology annotation, cellular component: mitotic spindle pole; spindle microtubule; cytoplasm. Bases 460 to 1386 code for a protein of 308 amino acids.
UUAAAUAUUUCUCUGUAUCGAUAUUAAAUAUUUAUAUUACUGAUCUGGGAUUUUUAUCGCUUUGCGAUUCAUGCAAAAGAAUUAUUAUUGUUUAAAUAAUAAAUAAAAAAAUCACAUUACAGUAUUAGAUAUUCUUUAAAUAAAUGUCAAGUAGAGUUGAUAUACUGAAUACCAGGGGGCGUUAUUCUCUUCUAUUUAAUGUUUAUACACACAUAUCUAUACUGACAUUUAUCUUCCACUUUCGUUAAAAAAAAAUUGUCGGUUAUUUCCAUAAUUCUGUUUACAUUCGAUCACUCUAAGCUCCAAGUAGGAACAAGUAGUAGUGAUAUAUGCUUUCUCCUUGCACGGUUGUUCAUUCGUGAUCCGUUUCUCUCUCUCUCUCGCCUAGCUUUUAAAAUAUAAUGUAUAUAUAUAUAUAAAUAAGUAAAGAAUAAAUUAUGCGUGUUUGAUAAUUUUUAUAUGAUAUUUAUUUGUUUAUAUUUGACAAUGUUGUCGAAAGUGUUUCGUUUCAUGACCUCGAUCAAAAUAUGUCAAAGGUUCGAUAUGUGCAAAGUUGCUUUAGUAGUACGAACGAAUCAGAAGUGUAACUUCAGUAAUAAACUGACUUAUGUAGUACCCACUAUGAUGGCUCUUUGGACUUUUCAAUCCACAAAAGACAAAGAGAAAGAGAAAGAGAAUAAUAGCGAAGCAAAAAAAAUUGCUACGAAAGAAAGCUAUAUUAUAACGGCAGAUGUUUUGUUUGACCAAGGCUUAUACAAGCAAUUAUAUAAACAUUUAUCAAAUUACAAGCAUAAUGAGGACGUAGAAAUUCUAUGGCGUUUGAGUAGGGUUUUAUAUAAUUUGUCAAAGACAGCUAACGAAUCGGAAGCAAAAGAAAUGAUUCUAGAAGCUUAUAAUUUUAUACAAACUGCAAUUAAUAUCAAAGAGGAUCAUUAUGCUGUACAAAAAUGGAUGUCAAUAUUACUUGAUAGUAAAAGUUCUAUGGAAGGCAUGAAGUCUAGGAUACAACAGUUAUACAGCAUUAAGAAGCAUAUGCUUAGGGCAAUAGAAUUAAAUCCAAAGGACCCUACUACUUUGUACAUGCUUGGCAGUUGGUGUUAUCAAGUAUCUGAUUUAGCAUGGUAUCAAAGAAAAAUUGCAUCAUUAGUAUUUGAUGUACCCCCGGAUUCAUCCUUUGAAGAGGCAUUAAUAUAUUUUGAAAAGGCAGAAGAAACAAGUCCUAAUUUUUAUAGUUAUAAUUUACUUAUGCUUGCAAAAACUUAUUUAAAAUUAGGUAGAAAAGAAGAUGCUCUCAAAUAUUUAAAAUUGACCACAGAAUAUCCGACUACAACCCACGAAGAUGUUCAAGCUAAGAAAGAAGCACAAGAAAUGUUGAAUGCUUUUUAAAGCUUCGUCAAAUAUUUUUCUUAAUACUCAAGUGCACAACUAUGCCUCCCUGUUCAGAUUGGAAUUACAAAGAUGGAGGUUGUAUAAAGAUUUUUAUGCACAAUAUCAAAAAUAUUUCUUCAUAGCUCAUAUUUAAUAUUUUAUUAUAUUUAAAGUAUAAAAUACGAAAAAGAAACAUUUGCACAUUCAUAUAAAAGAAACACAUAGGUUGGAUUUAUUACAAUGUUGGUUUACGAUGUUGAUAUGUUGCUAUAUAUAUAUAUAUUAUAUAAGUUAGAUUUUUGAUAUGCAUUUACUAUAAUAUUUUUUGUAAAGUCAUGUAUAAAAAAUAGUACAGGAAGUUAUUACACUACAUUUUUAAUAACUUUUUUAAUGUUAAUACUGAAAGAGUAAAUCAUUAGAAAUGUUGAAGAAAAAAGAAGUAGUUAAUUUUAUACAUGAAUUUACAUCGUUAUGUAUCUCUUUCUCUCACACACACAUGUACACACAUUUUCUCUCUCUUUCAUUUUUUCAUGCUUUCUCUCUUUCACUUUCUUAAUUUAUUAUAUAAUUUAUUAUAACUUAUUGUGUCUAUUAACUAUUUUCAAUUAAAAUAAUUUAAUUAUAGAUUUUAUUUUAACGAUCUAAAUUUUCUUCUAAAUUAUUGUGAACAUCAGGUGGUUCGUUCACUGGUGGCUCUAUUCUUUCUUCCACGAGAUUUUCUUCCAAGAAGAUUGGUUCCGGCUGAUCCUCUAGUGGAAUUGCUUCCAAUGGUGGUGGAUUUAUUUGCCCUUCAUUUUCUUCUUCAUUUCUUUGUUCAUAUCGAUUUACAACUUGUUGUGCUGCAAGUUGUAAAUAUCUCAUUUCUCGUCUUCUUCGUUCUAUACGUUCUUGUUCUUUUUGUUGGAAUUCCAUAUGUUGAAAGUAUCGUCUGCGUCGAUACUCUCGUCUUAUGGCAUCCGGUUCCCUUUCUUCUAGUCCGAUUGGUAGAUCAUUUUCGAUAAGUAUUUCAUCAUCAAUUUCAACAUAACUAGGGCCAACGUGAUGAAUCGGAUGUUCAAUCGGUACUGGGAAGUGCACAUGAUGUCUGUUGCAAGUGCAAGAAAUCGCCAUCCAUAUAUAAUUUGACGGUAGUUGUGGUAGCGUUAAUUGUAAAAUUUCUUCUGGAUAUUCAUCGUCGUUGUUUGGUAGAAGAAAAUAGUUUGCUGCCAUCAUUCCGUUCAUUUUUGAUAAUUGAUGUAUCUGUACAGAAAAAAGUCAUUUUUAUAUUUAAUUAUUUAUUUUACAUUGGCCAAGAGAUAAAUUUAAUAAUAAUGCUAAUAAUAAUAAUAGAAUAAUUCUGGGUGAGGAGAUGACUCAUUCUCAUAUGUUGUAAAUAUAGUCAGAUUUUCAAAUAUUUUUAGUGCUAGAACUGACAAUAAUUAUUAAAAGACAAAAAAAAGAACUAAUAAACAAUAUCGUUUGUUUGUUUUUAAUUAAGAAAUUAGAUAAGUUGUUUUUAAUGUAGAGAUUAAAUACUCGUAAAAGUUUUCGAAUUAUUCUUUAAAUUAUUUAAUAAUCAAAUUGACGAUGUGGUGAAGUUUGACAAGAAUUGAUUAUCACACCUGGAACUAUCCUACUAAUAUUUAUUUUUGCAAUUAGAAUCAAAGAUAUUAAUUUGUUACAUUUAUAAAAAAAAAAAAAGGAGUCUUUAAUUCAUUACAUUAAAUAAAUUCACAUAUAUCACUUACAAUUUUCAAUUACUCAUUAAUUACAAUCACACAAGAUUUGCUUAUUUAUUAUUAUGGAAAAAAUUGAUAUAUUUCAUUAUUAAAAAGAAUUCAAUCGUACUUACACUUUUUCUUUUUUCACAGAAACUAUAUAGUGUACUACUAUCGUAGUGUAUUAGACUGGAGUAUAGUAUUUGACAGAAGAAACCAAAGUUUGAAUCUGACACGAUGCGUCUCAGUUGAAAAUUUGAAAAUAACUGGUAAACUGAAGAAAAUUUACCCAUUUAUAUAGUAGUUUUUCCCCACCACUGCAAUUCAUAAAUGGUUCUUUUUUCUUUAUUUCACCUCUUCAGGUAUACGUAUUUGCUGCAGGUAUACGUAUUUACGUAUGGUAUAUACCUGAUGUUUCUACUUAGAUUUAUUAGUUUAUUGAAUUUCUUGACGUUUUACAAUCACGGUGAAAGCUUCAAUAAAAUCAUAUAACAAUGUCUGUGUGUCAGAAAUACACAGAGAAAUUUAGUAAUUGGUAAAUACAUCAACUAUGAAUGUAUGUACACAUAUAGUUUUACACUCAUACACACGCAGCAACACAACACACGAGUAUAGUCUAUUUAUAAUAAAAAAUAAAUAAUAAUUUAUGCAACAUAUCUAAGAGUAAGAGAAAAAAGAGAGAGAGAGAGAGAGAGAGAGAGAGAGGGGGGGGAUGUCUAAUUUUCAUUCCUAAUAUAAUAACAUUUUGAAUUGCAACAUUUCUGAGCUCAAUUAUAGUGCAACAAAUUGAUGUGAUAUUGUUCUAAGACUGAGUUUGAGAAGGUACAACCACAUAAUGCUAGAGAACUAAGAUCUAUUUGAUCAGUAAAUCUUUUUGUAAAUUUUCUUAAACUAAUAUUUAGUUAAUGUACCUAUACAUGUAAAUCUCACUUGUAUACUUAUUUUUUGCGAGGAUUUCAAUGAUUAGGCUAUAUCAUAUAUCAGAGAGAUUAGCUGAACGAUAAUAAAAAAUAAUAUCAUCGAUCAGUCGAUAUUUGUUCAAUAUUUUUCUGUAACACACUUACACAAAGACAAUUUUCUCUCGAAAAGUAAAUAUUUACAUCAUUUGCAAGUGUAUUCUUCCGUACGUUCGGUACACGUGUCACAAUGCACAUGACAGCACCAAUGAAAUUUACAUCUACACUGCCAAGUUCUAGUAAAUUGAUGUGUGUUAUAACCACGACCACAACACAUCAAAUCACAUCCAUCGGUACCUACAAAACAAAAACAAAAAAAAAAAAAAAAAAAAAAAGAAAUAGAAAUUCCUGAUUAUAUAAUGUGUACCAAAGUCAUUAAAUAUUGAAUGAAAACAUU